Messenger RNA from Gongylonema pulchrum, 206 nucleotides. NCBI's taxonomy places the organism in Eukaryota, Metazoa, Nematoda, Chromadorea, Rhabditida, Gongylonematidae. The record is from the annotation of a GenBank genome assembly.
AUGUUGGCAAUAAUGGUUGCUAUAUUUAUGGUUUGCUGGCUGCCUUAUCAGCUAUAUCAUGCGCUCCUGGAACGGCUAAUCCAAAAUUUCGAGCUUGCUUCUCAUAGUUAUAUGAUUUUCUAUUGGCUUGCAAUGAGUGCAGCAUCGUAUAAUCCGUUUAUAUACUGCUAUACAAAUGCAAGGUAUGUCAUCGUUGCUUUUUAGCU